UUGAAAAAAAAUGUUUGAUGAAUUAUUGUUACGUUAUAUCGAUAAUGAGAAUCGAUGCAGUAUCCUUCGAUUUUGAUCUUGUUUAAAAAACAAUUAUUCGGUCGUUAAUUUGACUUUGGAAUUCGCUUUACCGCUCAACAAUAAGCUCUCCUCUUGGCUGGAGGAAAGAUCGAAGUUUUCAUCCAUCCACCCGUCACAUGCGCUGACGGAAGGGAGUGAGCGGUGAGCGUCAGGAAAAAGAGAGAGGAAUAAGUUUUGUCCAGACCACGGUAAAAAACACACAAUAUACAUAACCUCAAAAAAAAAACAAGAUUGUCCAAAUUGUUAACUAGUUGAAAAAAAAAAAGAAAAUCUAACGUGUGAAGUGGAAUUCAUGAAUUGACAAUGGGGAAAACUUCGAAAGACAAACGUGACAUUUACUACAGACGAGCAAAAGAAGAGGGCUGGAGAGCAAGAAGUGCAUUCAAGCUUUUACAGAUUGACAGAGAGUUUCACAUUUUUAAGGGAGUAACAAAAGCUGUCGACCUCUGUGCCGCUCCAGGAAGUUGGAGUCAAGUUUUAUCUCGAAAACUUAAAGAAAACAAUAAGGAUGGGGGGUCAGCGGAUCCUCAAAUCAUCGCCGUAGAUUUACAAGCCAUGGCUCCUUUAGAUGGAGUCGUACAAAUUCAAGGAGAUAUAACGAGUGUUUCAACCGCCGAACGCAUAAUUGCACAUUUUGGAAAUACUCAGGCAGAUCUUGUGGUUUGUGACGGUGCACCGGAUGUUACAGGACUUCACGACAUGGACAUUUACAUUCAAUCGCAACUACUUCUAGCUGCAUUAAACAUAACGACUCAUAUACUGAGGCCGGGUGGUACAUUCGUAGCAAAAAUAUUCCGCACCAAGGACAUAUCACUUCUGUACUCACAGAUAAAAUUGUUCUUCUCUCACGUGACGGCCGCUAAACCAAGUAGCUCGAGAAAUUCGAGCAUAGAGGCUUUCAUCGUUUGUCAGGAUUACAAACCGCCGGAAGGCUAUAAGCCUCACAUGCUCAAUCCACUUUUAACUCACGAACCAUUGAAUUUUGACGAAUUAACUGGGGUCAACAGAUACAUCGUGCCAUUUGUCGUUUGCGGGGAUCUCAGCCAACCAGACUCUGAUUCUUGCUAUCCGCUGAAGAUCGAUGGGAAGGAUUACGAGUACCACGAGCCCAACCAAUGUCCCCUGGAGCCGCCGUACGCAGAAGCUUCUGAUUUAUUGAAGAACGGGACUAUAGAUCUCAGGAAGCCAAAUUCCAGCGUCGUACGUCAUGACUUAGCGAAUAAAUUUUUAAAAGAUUUUAAACUCGAAGCUCUAGCCACAAAAUUGAAUUGCGAGUCAGAAGAUAAUAUAGAAAAUCUGCUAGAUCUCGAAAAAUUGAACGUUAGUAAUUAAUUUUAUGAAAAAUACAAAAGAUAAUUGCACCAGAUCA
This is a messenger RNA of Venturia canescens, 1450 nucleotides long. It is a transcript of the gene Trm7-32, whose product is annotated as putative tRNA (cytidine(32)/guanosine(34)-2'-O)-methyltransferase. Bases 385 to 1413 code for a protein of 342 amino acids. Gene Ontology annotation, cellular component: cytoplasm. The transcript is spliced from 6 exons. Gene Ontology annotation, molecular function: tRNA methyltransferase activity. Lineage: Eukaryota; Metazoa; Arthropoda; Insecta; Hymenoptera; Ichneumonidae. Gene Ontology annotation, biological process: cytoplasmic translation; tRNA methylation. The record is from RefSeq and is a predicted model, not a curated record.